AUGGCGACGACGCGUCUCCUCUCGUCGUCCCUGCCGCUGCUGCUUCUCCUUGCGGCAGGAUCACCCGCAGCGGCGGCGGCAAGCGCGCUUGGCGACUCCUCCGGGACGGACUCGGACAUGGUGCCACGCUUCGGCCGGAUCCUGCAGCAGCUGCCUCAACCCAUGCCGCAGCCGGACCCGAACCCACAGCCGCAGCCCGGCGUGAACCCACCAGUGCCGCAGCCCCUGCCGCAACCAAAUCCAAACCCGCCCCAGCCGUUGCCGCAGCCACAGCCCAUGCCGCAGCCGCAGCCGCAGCCACAACCCAUGCCGCAGCCGAACCCGCAGCCCGGGCUGAGCCCACCGCAGCCACUGCCCCAGCCGCAGCCCGGGCCGCAGCCAGACCCAACAGCCCCACAGCCUCAGCCCCUGCCGCAGCCGGACCCGACCCUGCAGCCCCAGCCCGUGCCGGUGCCGCAGCCGGACCCAGCCAUGCAGCAGCCGCAGCCAGGGACGACGCAGGCGGCUCCGAACGGCCAGCAGAACCCGCAGGCGCAGCCGGACCAGCUGCUCCCGAGCGGCGGGUCGAGGAUGCUGGUGAAGCUGCAAGACUUGAUGUACAUACUUCUUCCGAGUCUUGCUUGUCUGCUAAUGUAA
Messenger RNA from Panicum hallii, 636 nucleotides. Its product is annotated as protein TsetseEP-like. The record is from RefSeq and is a predicted model, not a curated record. Bases 1 to 636 code for a protein of 211 amino acids. Lineage: Eukaryota; Viridiplantae; Streptophyta; Magnoliopsida; Poales; Poaceae. The transcript has a single exon.